CUUUCAUGUCAAAGGAAGACCAAGAAGUGACAACAGGAGUCUUGAAAGAGAAAGGGAUAACACCAGUAGUUGAAGAUUUCAUCAAGACAAAAGAACAAUCUGUCAUGUUAAACCGAUUGCUAGGCCAGGGGACGUAUGAUUCGUUUGACAUGCGCUGUAUGGUAACAGGUCAGUUUGGAGUCGGAAAAUCUACGCUUGUCAAGCUCUUAAUUGGUGAUGCUAUCCCGGAUGAAAGACUUGCUACAGAUGGGAUUUCCCUAUUAGAAGGCCGAUGUGGCCUUGAUAUAGACACCAGAGAGUGGAUUCUUAUUGAUCCAGAAACUUACAAUGCCCUAGAUGUUGUGUACAAUAAGGUGUUGAUGACCUCCGUAGCAGAAGAUGAAAGUAAACAAGAUGAAAUACAACAAACUGGGCGCACAAGUGGUAAACAUUCAGGUGAUGUAUCACAGCAGUCAGAAGCAAGCAAGUCAAAGACCUCACCAGGACAUAUCACAGGGAAUCUUUCUCAACAGUCUCAAUAUUUGUUACCACAGUCCUCUUCCAGUGUGCAUCUUACACAAGAGCAGUCAACAAAGAAAAUGAAAACCAAAAUGACCAAGGAUGAAAUAAGAAAGAAAAUGGAGGAAAUCCUCAGGAGUGGAAAUUAUAAGAUAAAAGUUGGAAGACUGAUCUUCUGGGACUUUGGUGGACAGUACGUCUACUACACAACACAUCAGACCUUUAUGACAUUCAGAGCUUUGUUCCUGCUGGUGUUUGAUGGAAGCAAAGGAUUGCAUGAUCAGGUCCUGGAUGUGUUAUGCUUUCCAGGACAACACAUGAUACCAACUCCUGCAGUAUUUCUUCAACAUUGGGUCAAUUCCAUCCUGACGUAUUGUAAGCCAGUAUAUAAAAACAUUCCGAAGAUCUUGUUAGUUGCAACACAUAAGGACCAAAUUACCCAGGAGAAUGUUGAAACACGACGAAAAGAGUUGUACAGUGAAGUAGAAGAGUUGUUCAAAGAUCACGAGGGAAAACAACAUCUUGUCCUCAGCCCUAUGAUAUUUGUCAAUGCCAAAGACAAAGCUGACCCAGAUAUACAAAUUCUCAAGAAAGCCAUUACCGAUCUCACUUUCGAACAUCCAUGUUGGGGAGAACAAAUGCCAAAUGCAUGUGUCCCCCUUGAGCUUGAGAUCGCGGAGUUGGUUGCUGAAGGACAGCAAAUCUUGUCUUUGAAGGAAGUAGAAGAAUUGAAUUCCAUCAGUCAGUUGUCUGUCUUGUCUUCUGAGCAGCUAACCGAUUUUCUAAAUUUCCAACAUUCGCUCGGAAAAGUUAUCUACUUUGAUACACCACAGCUGAAAGAUUUUGUGAUUAUCAGCCCACUACUAUUGGUAGAAGUCAUGAGGUCUUUUGUAACAGACAAGCAAUUCUGGCCAAGUAAGACUACAGUACAUGCCAUUUUCAAAAAGAUGUCAGAAAGCGGAACAAUACAAAGAGGGGAACUGUAUCAGAUCUGGGAACAAGAAGCCUUCAGUAAAGUAUUACCUUAUAAAAAGUAUAUAUUUGAUAUGCUUAUUCACCUUGAUAUUGUGUCAGAGCAGCGUAGAUAUAACACAAAAACUGGACGUCGCCAAUCAGGGAUUAACUUCUUUGUUCCUUGUAUGGUUACAGCGAGAAAUACUACCAAGUUCAUGACCGAGGAAUGCACACCAAAAAGAGCUAUAGGUUUAGCAUUCACUUUUAAAGGAGCUAUAAUUCCUCCAGCUUUGCCAAACCGACUCUUCAGUGCAUGUCUUAAUAUGUGGAAUGUGAAAACCUAUAAAGAACAAAAAGGAAAAGGUACAACUGGAGAAAAGAAAGAGAUCAAACUCCUGUUUUCGGGAUUUCUUGGCCUGUCGUAUGACAAGGCACAUGAUAUUGUUGUAUGUGUUGAAGCCAACAGAAUUUAUCUUUACAUAGUCCACAAGACCUCCAAUGACCUAAUAGUAUCCGAUAUCGCCACAAGUAUCAAGGAAAGCUUCUAUAUUACAUUGGAGAGAAUAAUAGAAUUCUAUCAGUCAACAGUCCAUGCCAGAGCUAGCAGUUUGAACAAACCUUUCCAGGUUGAAUAUACUUGCUCCAAGUUAGAAUGCUUUAUCACUGAGGAGGAGGCUUUGCAAAGAGUCGAAUGGGUGUGUGAAAAGCAUACGUUGGUGCAUAAAAGAAACCAUUGGAACGUUUGGAAUCAAGAUCAGACAAAAGAAGAAUGUGAAGAUAAUUGUCAAGGUCUAAGUGUAGAUGCAUUGAAUCAGAUCCCAAGUGAUACAGAGUUAUUGCGUUUUUCAUCCAACUUUGAACCAGAAAUGAUGCAUGAAUUGGCAACACAUCUACGAAUGCUUCCUAAAUGGAAAAAAAUCAUGUUUAAUCAUCCACAGGAAAUAGAGAUUGCAACAUUUCUAUUUUUGAUUGAAUGGAAAAGGAAAAAUUCAAAAGGAAAGUUUAAGGUGCUGGCUGACGUUGUAGGAAAAAUGAAUUUAACAGUGCAUACGCUAUGUUAUGUGAGACGAGUCACAAAAGCAGAAACAGAUAUUCCUGAUGAAAUCCUAGAUUGCAUUCCAACAGAUGAAAUUAUAGACUCCUUAGCACCACAAAUUGGCCAAAAGUUCUUUCAACUAGGAACAGAACUAGGGUUAUCUGUAGCAGAAUUAGAAAAUAUAAAAAAUAAUCAUUGCAGUGACUUGGCAGCUCAGAACAAGAAAGUAUUACUGGGAUGGAGGGAAGACAAAAAAUUAAAACCUUCGAUCGAAGUGCUUGCACAGGCUUUAGUCAACAUUGACAGAGGAGUAGAUUGCUUGGAGGAUAUUAUAGAAGAUAUAGAUGUUAAUACUUUCAGAGCAACAGAGGAUAUUACAGAUAGAAUUUGCGAUCAUCGUGAUGAAAUCAUACAGGAUAUAGUUAUAACCGAUAUCUUAGAUGAUAUGAUGACACACCUGGUGAUUUCAGCAGAUGAUAGACGCCAUAUUGAACACUAUCCACGACAAGAUGAUCAGAAUAAAGCAUUGCUUGAGAUAGUGAUUACAAGGAAGGAGCAGGCGUAUUCAUUGUUUGUUGAUGCAUUACAAAACAGUGGUUACACAGAUCUAGCAAACAAACUGAGGUACGAUUCACAUGAUGUGAGUUCAGAUUCCACACCAGAACUUUCUGAAAAUAAAGGAUCAUCGGAGUGGAUUGUCCCAUUAUAUAGAGUUCGUCUUCAGAAGAAUUAUUGCAAGAUCAUACGAGAGAUAAAUCAUCAAACCAUAGUAGAUUACCUUAUAUCAACAUCUCAUUUCUCUCUUGGUGACAGUGAACAGAUAGAAUCUGGUAAAACUCAAAUGGAAAAGAACAGAUCAUUGAUGGAUAUUCUUUUACAUGGACGUGAGGAAAUUAGAUAUACUGAAUUUCUCAAAGCUCUACGAAAGGAACCUGUAUAUAAAGACUUAGCAGAUCAGAUAGAACAAACAGAAGUUACCGACAGAGAUAGGUCAAUACUACAGAGUUGUCAAAAGAUAAAAGGAAAAGAUUAGUUUAAUA
Mytilus trossulus (common blue mussel) is the source of this 3528-nucleotide messenger RNA. RefSeq lists its product as uncharacterized. The record is from RefSeq and is a predicted model, not a curated record. Gene Ontology annotation, molecular function: death domain binding; protease binding. Gene Ontology annotation, biological process: signal transduction; regulation of apoptotic process. The transcript has 12 exons. Lineage: Eukaryota; Metazoa; Mollusca; Bivalvia; Mytilida; Mytilidae. Bases 6 to 3521 code for a protein of 1171 amino acids.